AUGAAGAUGGUACAGGUUGUUAAUGUGAACUACCCCCCCACCCCCCGCCAUCCCCAGGGUCCCCUGAUGUGCCACACAACCAAGAUGUACAGCACCAAGGACGGCGUUCAGUUCCACGCCUUUGGCCGGGUCUUGAGUGGCACCAUCCAGGCCGGCCAGCCCGUCAAGGUCCUUGGUGAGAACUACACCCUCGAGGACGAGGAGGACUCCCAGGUCUGCACCGUGGGCCGCCUCUGGAUCUCCGUCGCCAGGUACCAGAUAGAAGUGAAUCGGGUGCCGGCAGGAAACUGGGUUCUGAUCGAGGGAUGCGACCAGCCCAUCGUCAAGACGGCCACCAUCACAGAGCCGCGUGGCAACGAGGAGGCUCAGAUUUUCCGGCCUCUGAAGUUCAACACGGCGUCUGUCAUCAAGAUCGCCGUGGAGCCAGUAAACCCCUCUGAGCUUCCCAAGAUGCUGGACGGCCUGAGGAAGGUCAACAAGAGCUACCCCUCCCUCACCACCAAGGUGGAGGAGUCUGGUGAGCACGUCAUCUUGGGCACAGGUGAGCUCUACCUGGACUGCGUCAUGCACGACCUGCGUAAGAUGUACUCCGAGAUCGACAUCAAGGUGGCCGAUCCCGUGGUGACGUUUUGUGAGACGGUCGUGGAAACCUCGUCCCUGAAGUGUUUCGCUGAGACACCCAACAAAAAGAACAAGAUCACCAUGAUCGCAGAACCUCUGGAGAAGGGUCUGGCGGAGGACAUAGAGAACGAGGUGGUGCAGAUCACGUGGAACAGGAAGAAGCUUGGAGAGUUCUUCCAGACAAAGUACGACUGGGAUCUGCUGGCUGCCCGAUCGAUUUGGGCCUUUGGUCCAGACACCACUGGGCCCAAUAUUCUGGUGGACGACACGCUGCCCUCAGAGGUGGACAAGGCCCUUCUGGGCUCCGUGAAGGACAGUAUCGUGCAGGGAUUCCAGUGGGGCACCAGGGAGGGGCCGCUGUGUGACGAGCCCAUCCGCAAUGUGAAGUUCAAGAUCCUGGACGCAGUCAUCGCUCAAGAACCCCUACACCGCGGGGGUGGCCAGGUCAUCCCCACGGCCCGCAGAGUGGUUUACUCCGCGUUCCUCAUGGCCACUCCCAGGUUGAUGGAACCCUAUUACUUUGUAGAGGUGCAGGCUCCUGCUGACUGUGUAUCUGCGGUAUAUACAGUGCUGGCCCGCAGGAGGUGAGUCUGUGUCCUGGCCAACUGCUCAAGAGCGCCCCCUAUGAAGAGAGGCCAA
Paramormyrops kingsleyae is the source of this 1260-nucleotide messenger RNA. Lineage: Eukaryota; Metazoa; Chordata; Actinopteri; Osteoglossiformes; Mormyridae. The record is from RefSeq and is a predicted model, not a curated record.